Molecule: messenger RNA, 2122 nt
Organism: Neopelma chrysocephalum (saffron-crested tyrant-manakin)
Lineage: Eukaryota; Metazoa; Chordata; Aves; Passeriformes; Pipridae
Gene: DHRS3
Product: dehydrogenase/reductase 3
Exons: 9
Coding region: 185-1333 (382 amino acids)
Cellular component (GO): lipid droplet
Molecular function (GO): oxidoreductase activity, acting on the CH-OH group of donors, NAD or NADP as acceptor
Source: RefSeq, a predicted model, not a curated record
UCAGUUGCAAACCCAACCUUGAAAAAGCAAACCUAAAUCACGGUGACUAAAAUGUUGCAGAGGUAGAACUCCGUCCAGACCAUGGCCAGGGGCUUGUCCAUGCCAAGACUAAGUUCCUUACUGAUGCUUCCGAAAAUCCCGCAUCCUCCAUGGAAGAGGAUGACUCCCCUCCGUUUGCCUGCAGAUGGUUCUCUUGGGAGAACUGUCAAGUUUGAAGAGCCUUAGGACAGUCAGAGGCCCUGAAUUAUUUCACCUCGGGGGAGAGAAGGAUUUUUGCAGCCCAAGAACCUCUUGCCCCCAAGUUUUGGAAGGGGGGGUUGAAGACUUGUCACCCAUCUGGGGGUGCACGAAGGGUACCGCUUUUCUUUCUGUGUCAACUUGGUUUUGUGGAGGUUUGGAAGAGAAUUUUGCCUGGGAGAAGAGGAUGAUGUGGAAGUGGCUGGGCGCCCUGCUGCUCUUCCCGGUGCAGAUGGUGUAUCUGGUGGUGAAAGCUGCCGUGUGCCUGGUGCUGCCGCCCAAGCUCCGGGACCUGUCCCAGGAGAACGUGCUGGUCACCGGCGGGGGCCGCGGCAUCGGUCGCCACCUGGCCCGGGAGUUCGCCAGGAGAGGAGCCAGGAAGAUCAUCCUGUGGGGUCGGACUGAGAAGUGCCUGAAGGAGACCACGGAGGAGAUCAGGCUGAUGGGCACAGAGUGCCACUAUUUCAUCUGUGACGUGGGGAACAGGGAGGAGGUCUAUCGGCAGGCCAAGGCCGUCAGGGAGAAGGUGGGUGACAUCACCAUCCUGGUGAACAAUGCUGCUGUGGUCCAUGGGAAGAGCUUGAUGGACAGUGAUGAUGAUGCACUGCUCAAAUCCCAGCACAUCAACACCCUGGGACAGUUCUGGACCACCAAGGCAUUCCUGCCAAGGAUGCUGGAGCUGCAGAAUGGACACAUUGUCUGCCUGAACUCUGUCCUGGCCUUGUCAGCCAUCCCUGGUGCCAUUGACUAUUGCACCUCCAAAGCCUCCUCCUUUGCCUUUAUGGAGAGCCUGACCCUGGGGCUGCUGGACUGUCCUGGAGUGAAUGCCACAACAGUGCUGCCCUUCCACACCAGCACAGAGAUGUUCCAGGGCAUGAGAAUCAGGUUCCCCAGUCUUUUUCCUCCCCUCAAGCCAGAGACUGUGGCGAGGAGGACAGUAGAAGCUGUUCAGACAAACCAAGCCUUCCUGCUCCUUCCAUGGACAAUGCAUGUUCUUGUCAUCCUAAAAAGCAUCCUCCCUCAGGCGGCACUUGAAGAAAUCCACAAGUUUUCCGGGAGCUACACCUGCAUGAACACUUUUAAAGGAAGAACAUAGAGCUGAUGGCACAGGGACUGUUCCUCAGUGAGCCCCACACUGAGCAUGAAACCCCUGACAGGACUGGGAAUCAGCAGCCUUGGCUUUUAGCCUGUUCAUGUGACUUGUGCUGCUCUGAGGCAACGCAUUUCUUGCAGGUCAUAUCCAUAGUAACGUGACCUUUGCACAGGAUUGAGUGACUGGACUGUGGACCCUUGGAAAGAAAAAAACAAAACGUGUGAAAUGUUUCUAUGAUGUUUAAUUCUUUAGAGUUCGAUUGGUUAAAUCUACUCAUAGUUUUUAAGAUGUAAUUUUUGUUUCUGAAGUGUCCGUGGGCUGCCCCAGUGGAGAGGCAGCACUUCCCAUCCCAAACACACUUUGUCCCCUCUCUUCAGAGGAAGUGCCACUGGUUUCAUUUCUGCUUUUUGAAGGGGGAACUGAAAAAGUACUUUGAGGAACUAAAAGUUACGGACAUUUAAUGGAAGUUUCUCUGCCUUCCUUUGCUUUCCAUCCCUUGCUUCACUUUCCAUUCCAUGAUGAAGCUGUUCCCAGCAUACACUGGGGAAGGAGCAAACCUUGGAGCAGUGUUGUCUUUGCUAAAGGCCACCCAGGACUUCUGUCUGGAGGGACUGAGCUGGGCCCAAAAAAACUUGUUGUACUUCACCUGUGGAGGGUGGACAGGAAGGCUCAGGCAGCAGAGCAGUUCAAAUAGUGGAAGAUUCUUUCUGUCACUGAACUCAUAUAUGAAAUUUGUCAUUCUGAAUUUUUUUGUUCAUUUAUGAUUGACCAUAAAUACAUUUUUAGCAUUAA